CCUGCGGAGGUACUCGCAGCCCAUCGACACCCUGACGGUGGUGGAGCAGAAGGAGGAAGGCGACGGCCGGGGCGAUGAAGAGAAGAGGAAGGAGGAGGAAGAAGAAGAGGAGCUGCUGUCCGCCCUGGCCGGCAGCGGCAUCAACACCGUGACGGUGGUGGAGCAGAAGGAGGAAGGCGGCGGCCGGGGCGAUGAAGAAAAGAGGAAGGAGGAGGAAGAAGAAGAGCUGCUGGCCGCCCUGGCCGGCAGCGGCAUCAACACCGUGACGGUGGAGGAGGAGAAGAAGAAGAAGAAGAAGGAGGAGGAGGACGAGGAGGAGGACGACGACGACGACGUGAUGGUGGUGGAGAUGAAGGAAGAGAAAGGGGAAGACGGCGACGACGUGAUGGUGGUGGAGAUGAAGGAAGAGAAAGGGGACGGCGGCGGCGGCGAUAACGAUGUGACGGCGCUGGAGGAGGAGGAGGAGGAGGGGAAGGGAGAAGAAGAUUAUAAAGAAGAAGACGAUGAAGGCGACGGCGAUGAAGAAGAAGAAGAAGAAGAAGAAACGCCGGGCGACACCGUGACGGUGGUGGAGAUAGAGGAAGAAGAAGAUGAUAAUGGAGGAGGAGAAGAAGAAGAAACGCCACCCGUCCUGGUCGAGAUGGUGGAAACCUACCCGACCGCCACUGACAUUUGGCUGAUCGACACCAGCAUCAUGCCAGAGAGACCUACGCCUCCUCAGCUGAUCGAGACCAAUUUGAGACAUAAGCUUCCUGAGUUUUUCAAAACAAGCAGCAUUGUGCGAGACAGACACAAGCCUCCUGACCUGAUAGACACCAAGCGUAACAGACACAAGCCUCCUGAGCUGAUCGAAACCAGUAUCGUACAGCCUCCUGAACAGAAGGUUCCUGAGCUGAUAGACACCAGCAUCACAUUUGAUAGCCCACAGCCUCCUGAGCUGAUCGAAACCAGUACGGUACAGUCUACUGUACAGAAGCCUCCUGAGCUGAUCGAAACCAGUACAAUGCAGUCUCCUGUACAGAAGGUUCCUGAGCUGAUAGACACCAGCAUCAAGCUUGACGAACCCAAGGUUCCUGAGCUGAUUGAAACCAAAAUCGUACAGUCUGCUGAACAGAAGCCUCCUGAGUUCUUCACCGAGCGUGACAGGACCACGUCUCCUAAGAUGAUCGAAACUAGUAUCGUACAGGAGAAAUUCAAGCCUCCUGAGCUGAUAGACACCAGCAUCAAGCUUGACAGACCCAAACCUCCUGAGUUGAUCGAAACCAGUAUCUUACAGUCUCCUGUACAGAAACCUCCUGAGCUGAUCAAAACCACUACGGUACAGUCUCCUGUACAGAAACCUCCUGAGCUGAUUGAAACCAAUAUUAUACAGCCUCCUGUUCAGAAGGUUCCUGAGCUGAUUAAGAUCGUGGGUGACAGACCCAUGUCUCCUAAGGUGAUCGAAACUAGCAUCGUACAGAAGAGUUCCAAGCCUCCUGAGCUGAUAAACACCAGCACCAAGCCUCCUGAGCUGAUCGAAACCAGUACGGUACAGUCUCCUGUACAGAAGCCUUCUGAGCUGAUUAAUAUCGUGCGUGGCAGGCCCAUGUCUUCUAGGAUGAUCGGAACUAGCAUCGAACAGGAGACACCCAAACCUCUUGAGCUGAUUGAAAGCAGUAUCGUACAGUCUCCUGUACAGAAGCCUCCUAAGCUAAUUAACAUUGUGAGUGGCAAGCCCCUGUUUCCUAAGAUGAUCGGAACUAGCAACGUACAGGAGACACCCAAGCCUCCUGAGCUGAUCAAGACCAGUAUCAUGCCUCCCACCAAUGUCCAACUGGUACAGGAGGUCACCUGGCCACCCCCACCCCCGCAGGUGAUAGUCAGCCAAGUGGAAAUCGAGCGUCCGACCCUCAUGUUGAGAGAAAUGUAUUUCCUCCAGCCCGUGGAUCACUUCACUUUCACCAGCAAUAACAGAACUUUCCUUCAGCGCUAUCUCUUUACUGACCAGUUUGGGGACUCAGGCAAUGGACCAAUAUUCUUCUAUACUGGAAAUGAAGGGGAUAUCUGGAACUUUGCCAACAACAGCGGGUUCAUCAUUGAACAGGCAGCAGAGCAGAAUGCUUUGGUGGUUUUUGCUGAACAUCGAUACUAUGGGAAAUCCCUUCCAUUCGGUACUAAAUCAUUCGAGAAGUCAAACAUUGUGUUCCUAUCCGUGGAGCAAGCCUUAGCAGAUUUUGUGGUUCUUCUUACAAAGCUAAAAACAGUACUUGAUGCUGAAGACAGUCCUGUGAUUGCAUUUGGUGGCAGCUAUGGCGGAAUGUUAAGUGCCUAUAUGAGAAUGAAAUAUCCCAAUAUUGUAUUGGGAGCCCUAGCUUCAAGUGCACCUAUCUUCUCCACAGCAGGCAUUGGCAGUUCAGCUCAGUUUUUCCGUGAUGUAACUAAAGAAUUUGAACGUUGCAACUCUGACUGUCCUCAGCAAAUCCGGGAAGCUUUUCAGGCACUUGAAGCCUUGGGGCAACAAGAAGAAUGGAAUGAGAUCACAAACAAAAUGCAUCUGUGUGAAGCAGUAAUGUCUCUAAAAGAUAUUGAACGACUUUAUGGAUGGGCAAGAAAUGGAUUUACAGUUAUAGCGAUGUACAACUAUCCUUACCAGAUGAAUACACCAAGAAGUUUACCUGAAAAUCCAGUGAAUAUUGUCUGCCGUAUUAUUGAAUUAAUUCCUGAUCCUAUCGAAGCCUUACGAGCAGGUUUAGAAAUCUAUUACAAUAUUUCUGGGGAUUUAAGGUGUUUCGAUAUCUAUACGCAGUUUAUGCCCUGUGCUGAUCCAACUGGCUGUGCCCUGGGUUCAGAAGGUCAGGCGUGGGAUUUUCAGGCUUGCACUGAAAUCAACUUACUGUAUGAAAGUAAUGGUCUCACAGACAUGUUCCCUGCCAUGCCCUUCACUGAGACCAUGAGAGAGGAAUAUUGCCACAGAAAAUGGGGUGUGAGACCAAGCCAAGAUUGGUUAAAACUACAAUACUGGGGAAAUGAUUUGACUACUGCAAGCAAUAUAAUAUUUUCCAAUGGCAUCUUGGAUCCAUGGGCAAAUGGUGGUGUACUCAAAAACGUGAGUUCCUCGGUGAUUGCUCUCAUCAUCGAUGGAGCAGCACACCAUCUGGAUCUGAGAGGUUCUCAUCCUCGUGAUCCAGCAGCUGUUACGUUAGCUCGUAAGGUCGAAUCUUUGAUAAUUAAGACAUGGGUGAAAAAACAUCAGCUUUACAUCACUCACGUUUAUUCUAAACGAGUGAUAACUUGACCCAACCUAUAAAUGUAUUUAUAGGUUCCUGUUAGAACUAAUUCUGAGUAAUUAAAGCCUUUUGAGAUUUGAAAUUGAAUGUAAUGAUGGAGGUUUUAUUUUUUGUUAACGUACUCAUCUCAGGGUAAAACCAGGUAAAAUUAAUGCAAUGUUAUUUUAAGACAAACUAUUCAGGAGUAUGAUGUGAAAUAAAAUUGUUUGAUGGAAGACA
Messenger RNA from Callorhinchus milii (elephant shark), 3485 nucleotides. RefSeq lists its product as uncharacterized. Gene Ontology annotation, molecular function: dipeptidyl-peptidase activity; serine-type exopeptidase activity. The transcript is spliced from 12 exons. Lineage: Eukaryota; Metazoa; Chordata; Chondrichthyes; Chimaeriformes; Callorhinchidae. Gene Ontology annotation, cellular component: vesicle. The record is from RefSeq and is a predicted model, not a curated record. Gene Ontology annotation, biological process: proteolysis. Bases 338 to 3274 code for a protein of 978 amino acids.